AUGUGUGUGUGUCCUGGGCCCAGGCGGAUUGGUAUGUAUUUUUUGUGCUCCUAUUUUCUGAGUACUAUAAUAGGAAUUUGGAGGGGUGGUAGUGGGGUUAGAAGACUAUAUAAUGAAUAUCUGUUAUUGCAGGUUAUAGUACCAUACUCUGAAGGUUACUUUAAAUUUGUGUUGCCUCCUAAGCUGAGUAGUUCAUGCUCCUAGGAUUUGAAUCUUUACAAAUAAGGGUUGUGAAUGUGAAGCAGUACAGAGAGAAAAAAUAGUGUAAUUUUCACAAAAGUAUCACAUUUGUGCAGAAUGUUGAUUUGUUCAAAUGUGAAAAAUUAGCAGGAUGUUAUGCAUAAUAAAUAACCUAUAAUGAGUCCCUGACUGGGGAAAAGAAGGUAUAUGAAUAAAUAUUAUAAUAAUAUUAGUAAUAAUUUGCACCAUAGUUUUCUUAAACCAGCUUUCAGAAGCUUCUAUUGGAAGGCUGGACUUAAUCAAAACAAAUAAUCUCACUUGAAUUAAUGAGUCUUUAAACAAAGUUUUUUUAAAAAAACAGUAGCUCCUAUAGUAAACUAUGCAAAAUAGAGCAAAUAUCUUCUGGAUGAAAAGGAAAACUAUUAUGCCUGACUAUACUUAGUAGAUAAUAUAUGUGGUUUCUUUCAGAGGCGGCUGUUGGUAGCUUCACCACCUCCUCAUUGAACGCCUUCAGUUGUGGUUCAUAAAUUUGGGCUGGCCUUAGAUUGGUAGUGAUAGGUAGGGUGUGUUCUAUAUGAAUGCAUAGCUUAGAAGAAAAGAUGGUAUUGCAUGCAAUCCACAGCAAUCAUUGACUGAGGUCAGAGUAAAGAUUUAUUAUUAUUUAUCAAAUUUGUUAAAGCAACAAACAAACAAGGGUUUAGAAGCCUUGACUGAAGUUUUGUAGCUCCUAAAUAUCUAGUAGUUAUAAAACUUCAAAAAGACAGGUGAUGGGGUGCAGCAAAUUUAUUAUAGGAUAUUAAGAAUGUAAUCCUAUGCUUGUUUUGAACUAAGCCCCAUUAAACUGAGUAUGACUUACCUUUUGAUUAAACAAAUGCACAUAUAUGUAUUGUUGUACACACUUGACCUUAAAUUUGUAAAAACUGAGGGAGGCGUUGGAAAAAUUAACAUAAGUAACAAUAUGAAUAAAUAAAAUCUUGGGCUGGAUAAACUUAACUUCUCCUUCUCACUGCCAGUUCAGAAAUGGAGACUGUCUUCAAGAAGUUGUCUUGAAUCUCAAUCUAUGACUCUGUUCUUCAUACUGUAACCUUUAGUUGACUUUUCACACUCCCAAUAUAAAGUUCUGGUUAAGUUAGUACAGCUGUAAAAUUAGGUCACUCUGUUUAUAGUUCUACACAAGUAUAACAGUGUGAACUGAGAUAUGUUCUCCUUGAGGAAAUUUAGCCAUAGAUUAGUCUAUUAAACUUUCAUUAAAUGUGUUGCUGUUUUGUCAGUUAAUUGCUGUUAAUUAAUUGUGCAUAUUAAAUUGUCAUUUAGAAUAAAGUAGUUAUGUAUUGUUUCCUUUAAAAUUAUUUCUAAGCUUACUUAUUGCUUGUGUUUUCCCCCCGCAGCAAUUCCAGUCAGAAACCCCAGGUUGCCAUUGUUCUCUGAUGCCAUGCCAGCACCAACUCAGCUAUUGCUCCCAUUAAUUCGCAGUUGUGAGAUUGGCAAGAUAUACAACACCGCAUGCUACUGUCAUCAUAAACAUCUAUGUUGCUUGUCACCUCACUUAACUCACAAUCAUUUGAGGUAUGUUCCUCCGAAGAAGUUUGCAACACUCAGUAGGCCGAAGGAGAAUUUCAGUCAGUUUAUUCAUGCAAGAAACUAUGUAUCCACACCACAGAGGUUUUACCUCACACCUCCACAAGUCAACAGCAUCCUGAAGGCAAAUGAAUACAGUUUCAAAGUGCCAGAGUUUGAUGGCAAAAACUUAAGUUCUGUCCUUGGCUUUGAUAGCAACCAGCUUCCUGCCAAUGCACCAAUAGAAGACAGAAGAAGUGCAGCCACUUGCUUGCAAACAAGAGGAAUGCUUCUUGGUGUGUUUGAUGGCCAUGCAGGAUGUGCCUGUGCACAAGCUGUCAGUGAAAGACUGUUUUAUUACAUAGCUGUUUCUCUGUUACCCCAUGAGACUUUACUUGAAAUAGAAAAUGCUGUUGAGAGUGGUAGGGCCCUGUUGCCCAUCUUACAGUGGCACAAGCAUCCCAAUGAUUAUUUCAGUAAAGAAGCCUCCAAAUUGUAUUUUAACAGCUUACGAACUUACUGGCAGGAACUCAUAGACCUUAACACUGGGGAGACAACUGAUGUAAAAGAGGCUUUAAUUAAUGCCUUUAAAAGGCUUGACAAUGACAUUUCUUUAGAAGCUCAAGUAGGCGAUCCAAAUUCUUUUCUCAAUUAUUUGGUACUACGUGUAGCCUUCUCUGGUGCAACUGCUUGUGUGGCGCAUGUUGAUGGAGUUGAUUUACAUGUUGCUAAUACUGGUGACAGCAGGGCCAUGCUUGGUGUCCAAGAAGAGGAUGGAUCUUGGUCUGCUGUUGCUCUGUCUUAUGAUCAUAAUGCACAGAACGAAAAUGAGAUUGCACGACUCAAAAUGGAGCACCCAAAGUCUGAAGAAAAGAGUGUUGUGAAACAAGAUAGACUGUUGGGCCUACUGAUGCCUUUCAGAGCUUUUGGAGAUGUCAAAUUUAAAUGGAGCAUUGACCUUCAGAAGAGAGUGGUGGAGACGGGCCCAGAUCAGCUCAAUGAUAACGAAUAUACAAAGUUCAUCCCACCAAAUUACCAUACACCUCCAUACCUCACAGCUGAGCCAGAGAUAAUACAUCACAAAUUAAGACCUCAGGACAAAUUCCUGAUAUUGGCAACAGAUGGCUUGUGGGAAACCAUGCACAGGCAGGAUGUGGUUAGAAUUGUAGGUGAGUAUCUAACAGGUGUUCAUCAUGAAGAACCAAUAGCUGUUGGAGGUUACAAGGUAACUCUGGGACAGAUGCAUGGUCUUCUAACAGAAAGGAGAGCGCGGGUCUCUUCAGCCUUUGAAGACCAGAAUGCAGCAACUCACUUGAUACGCCAUGCAGUUGGAAAUAAUGAGUUUGGUACCGUUGAUCAUGAACGGCUGUCAAAGAUGCUCAGUCUUCCAGAAGAGUUGGCUCGGAUGUACCGGGAUGAUAUCACAAUUAUAGUGGUGCAAUUUAAUUCCCAUGUUAUAGGUGCAUGUCAAAAUGAAGAGUUUUAA
Podarcis lilfordi (Lilford's wall lizard) is the source of this 3223-nucleotide messenger RNA. The record is from the annotation of a GenBank genome assembly. NCBI's taxonomy places the organism in Eukaryota, Metazoa, Chordata, Lepidosauria, Squamata, Lacertidae.